Messenger RNA from Alosa alosa (allis shad), 2093 nucleotides. Its product is annotated as protein-serine O-palmitoleoyltransferase porcupine-like. Bases 281 to 1630 code for a protein of 449 amino acids. Gene Ontology annotation, biological process: protein palmitoylation; Wnt protein secretion; lipid modification. Gene Ontology annotation, cellular component: membrane; endoplasmic reticulum. The transcript has 13 exons. Lineage: Eukaryota; Metazoa; Chordata; Actinopteri; Clupeiformes; Clupeidae. The record is from RefSeq and is a predicted model, not a curated record. Gene Ontology annotation, molecular function: Wnt-protein binding; palmitoleoyltransferase activity.
AAAUCAUCACACAAGGCAAGACUUUUCGCGUCACAUGUAUUUUCAGACAUGACCAUUGGCUAACACUUCCCUCAUAGUUUGGUUGAUUUAACAAAGAAAUCGGUCUUGAUUCUUUCACCGACUUUUAUGAGCCUAGAUAACUUGCAUACCACGUUUUAGAAAACAUCUGGAGUUAUCCCUGUGAUGUCCCUGAACGAGCUCGUGUCGAGAUUUUCAGGAUACUUCCGGAAUCCGCAUUUCCAAUGCAGUGAGCUUUGACUGAGGUCCUUCAGGAGAUGCCAUGGCAACAUUCAGUAGGUGGGAGCUGUUCCAGGAGUUGGCAGUAGGCUGUGUGUUUCCCACUGCUCAGCAGGGCUUUGAUCAAGUAUGGCAGCUCCUCUUUGUAUGCGUGCUGUGUCGCCUUCUCUGUCGGACAGGGCUGCCACCGAGUGUGAAACAUGUGUGCUCGUCAGCUGCGGGGCUCUAUGCCCUGUACCAGUUCUUCGAGCUGCACAUGGUGUGGGUGUUGCUGCUGAGCAUCCUGUGCUACCUCACCCUCUUCCUGGUCUGCUACUCAAACAGUCGCGGCACCUUCCUUUCGCUCGCCAUCCUCAUCUAUCUUCUUGUGGGGGAGCUGCAUUUGGUGGAUGCCACAAUCUGGAUAAAAAUAAGAGGUUCCCAGAUGGUGGUAGCAAUGAAGGCUAUCUCAUUGGCCUUUGAUUUGGACAGAGGGGUCAUUUCUGCUUUUCCUUCACCUGUGGAAUUCAUGGGCUACAUUAUGUUUGUGGGGACAGUCGUUUUUGGUCCCUGGAUCAGCUUCACCAGUUACAAAGAUGCAAUCGAAAGUCGCAAGUUGAAGUUUUCCUGGUUUGCAAAAAUCUCUGGGAGCUGGGUGAAGUGUCAGCUCUGCUUGGUAGUGUCGACUUGCAUUGCACCAUACCUCUUCCCAUACCUGAUCCCAGUAGAUGGAGGUGAAUUUCUGAACAGGUGGCUUGACGCCUACGAGAAUGCAGUGUCUUUCCACUAUAGUCACUACUUUGUGAGCUUCCUGAGCGAGACCACCGCCACACUGGCAGGGGCUGGCUACACUGACCACAAGGACAAUGUCAAAUGGGACAUGACUGUGGCAAACCCUGUAAAUGUGGAACUACCCCGGUCCAUGGUCGAGGUUGUGACGUCGUGGAAUGUUCCCAUGUCUCGUUGGUUGAAUACAUAUGUCUUCAAAAGUGCACUUAAACUAGGAACAUUUCCUGCCAUUUUGGUCACCUACACAGCCAGUGCCUUACUGCAUGGACUUAGUUUCCACCUUGGCGCAGUCCUGUUGUCUCUUGGGUUCAUCACCUAUGUGGAACACGUUCUUAGAAAGCGCUUGGCUGCCAUCUUCAGUGCCUGCAUCCUGUCAAAGACUUGUCCACCUGAUUGCAAUCAUCAAAACAAGAAGGCUCUGUGGGCUAUUGGGAUCAAUUUAACCUUUAGUGUUCUGGCCAUUUUCCACCUGACCUACCUGGGCUCUCUGUUUGACACUGAUAUGGACAACAUGGACCCAGGAGAGGGUUAUCUGGCCAGCCACACCAUCCAAAAAUGGUCAGAGCUGAACUGGUUGAGCCACAAGCUUAUGCUUGGCUGUUUUGUGUUCUACUGGCUCAUAUGAAGACCAUCAGCGGACCUCCUACAAAAAGACUGACCUGUACAGGAGGCGCUGCGUCUUGGGACUCGGCUGACGUCCCACUGAGUGGAGAAUGCAGCAUCCCUCACACUACAGUCAGACAACAGCACCAUUACAAAUCACAGGCCUGUCAAUCAUGCUCGUCUGGAUUUCAACAGUGUAGGUCAAGCAAAGUACCUCAGUGGGGAGUGUGCAGUCAUAUGACUGAUAUUUUCCGUGCUCCACUACUAAGUAUGAUAUAGUCCUCUGUUUCUUUAUGUAUGAUAUUAGAUUUACAGAUUGAUGGAAAAAUCUGGAAUUGGUCUAAUUUGUAUUUCUUGUGGAAGAACUGUAUGUACCAUUUUCAUCAGAUCUUUUUAUUUUUCUAUUAAAUGCUUAAAUGCCCUUUGUUGUUGUUUUUAUAUGCAAAACAUAUAAUUUACUCUUGAAUUAAAGACAUGCAAAAUGA